Molecule: messenger RNA, 3012 nt
Organism: Caenorhabditis briggsae
Lineage: Eukaryota; Metazoa; Nematoda; Chromadorea; Rhabditida; Rhabditidae
Exons: 12
Coding region: 1-3012 (1003 amino acids)
Biological process (GO): phosphatidylinositol phosphate biosynthetic process; protein localization to plasma membrane
Cellular component (GO): plasma membrane
Molecular function (GO): protein binding
Source: RefSeq, a predicted model, not a curated record
AUGAGUAAACUGAAAGGAAGCCGUCUGGAGGCGGAGGUCGAUCGGGUUAGAGCUGAUGCCAACUGGAAACGCCUCUCGGAGCUUCUCCCAUCAGUCAAGUCCAAGAAUUCGGGCCUCGAGGACUGCUACGAGAUGUUUCAGGCGGAAAUUGUGUUAGAAACCUAUUUGGACCAAUUGGGAGAAGUUAUCCGUCCCAGCAAGGAUCACAUGGAUAAGCUGACUUCUGCCGAGCAGCUGCUUCAGAAUUCACUUCGAGAGAAGUCGGCAACGAAUCAGAAUGUGAAAAUUGAGGCAAAUAUUCUUCUGGCUAAGGUGCUAUACGCUUGUUUAGAGUUCCGAAAAGCCCUCCAAUGCAUCUCAAACAGUGAAAUGGAAAAUGGAAAAACCCCGUUUCGCACGCUUCGAGCCCUCCGUUUAGUAGCCGAAGGAUACGCUAUCAAAGGAUUAUGCAUUGAAUCAAUGGAAGAGGUUCCGCCAGCCACUGGAACUCGGCCACACUCGGCUAGUACCUCUUCCACCACGUCUACCGGCUCUUCAAAGGAUCAAAAAGCGCUUUAUGUGUUUGAAAAGUCUGCGGAGCUUGCGAUUUUCUAUAUAAAUGAGCUGGAAAAGUCGAUAAAUUCGAGUCAGGCGAAGACGGCGGUUAGCGGAAGUUUGACAGCGUCGACGAGCUCACAAACGACUCAGGCUGGUGUGAAACAGCAGGAGAAAAUUGUGGGUUCGAAGCGUUUUCAAAAUGAGAAGAAAAAAUUUUCAAAUUACAAAUUGCAUUCGACCCUUCUCCAAGUUUUAGGUGAGCUCCUCGAACGCGUCAUGGAGCGUGUGGCCAUCAUUCGUGCCAAAGACACCGCAGCCAAGAAGCAAUCUUCGGGAACUGAGGGCAUCGAAUGGUACCGGAAGAUUAUUACGUGUCUAGGAGACAAAUAUACUGGCGAGCGGCUGAAACAGAAACUGUCCCGGCAGUUUGCAGAGCUUUUGAUUCGAGCUACAGUACCCAUUGAGGAGAAAUCGAUGAGCGAAGCGAUGCAGACGAAGGCCAUGAAUAUGAAAUUGUACCACGGCUCUCACAAGACAUUCUUCACGCCGAAAUCAAAAAUCGAGGAGAUCAUUUUGCUGCUACUGAUCAACGAAGUGCUCUCGACACGAGAAGUGAUUCUAUCGCGGGCUGAUGAUUUGUCGAAUUCUCGCACACUAUCACUUCAAAAUGCGAAAUCCUCGUUCAAUUUGUUGACGUUGGUGCUGUCGACAAUCAAUCAAUAUCAAUUAUUGGCUCAGAUCUACGAACGAGCGAUGAAGUUUGCGAAUAACGACUCGUUUUUGUGGCAACAAUUCGCCCUGUCUGCGAUCUGCUGUGGCCGAUUCUCUCGUGCUAUUCGCGUCUUCGAACAAUCGAUUCUAGCCUCCACGAUCGCUUCAGAAUCCCUGAAUCCCACGUCUUCAGAUUCUCACGCCACAUUAUCCGCCUCCUCAUCAACGUCUUCUUCUACAUCGUCAACUCCAAAACAUCAGAAUCCAAGACCAACGUCACCAGAUGCCGCCAUGUUUUCAUCGUUGAAAUUGACGAAUAACCCGUCAUGUGCACUAUCUGUUAUCAGUGAAUAUAUGAUGAUUUCCCAGGUCCUGAUUGAGAGAUUUGGGAAUUAUGAGCCGGCCAUUGAAUACGCAGCCAAAGCUGUAGAAUUAUGUACUAAAGAGGGACAAUUAUCGUUUUUGAAGUCAAGAUGUCAAUUGUUGCAUGCCAUUGCUUUUGGAUUCCGCGCCUCCGAAGAGCCAUCAUGGGAUCUGAAAAGAACGCAGCUAUCAAAAACGGUGCACCUCAUCGAAGAAUGCGUCGGACACGAUCCACACGACUAUCUCUCCCUCUACUACGCCGCUUAUUUCCAUGCGGUCUCCAGAGAUCUGGAAUCGGCCAAAGAUCGUUGCUCGAGAAGUUUAGCGUUGAAUGGAGACCAACCUGGUGCUAUUAUGUUGUUGGCGUUGAUUUUUACGGCUUACGGAGAUUUGAAAGGCGCCCUAGAGCUCGUCAUCAACGCUCUAGCAGAGUUUGAGCACAACUACGGCCUUAUGGUGCUCCGUUUGCACAUUGAAACGAAAUUCGGACGAAUCGAAGAAUCCCUAGACACGUGUACACAUCUUCUGGACUUUUGGAAGAAACAACCGACGGUACAGCAACAAUUGGCAUAUUCUGGGGGCAUUUUGGAUGAGGAACGGUCGCAGAGAACGAUAAAUGGCACGGAGACGAUUGGUGGAAGUCAGAAGACUGUGUUUUCAGGAACACCAUCUCUCGGGCGAGAGCUGUCCACACCACUGGCCACGACUCCACUCAUCGGAAGUUUUCCAGCUUCUACACUUCCCGUGAUCAGUGCGAUUCCCGGGAACACAUCUACUGUAGAUCUAUCAGGUAUCGCCGAAUCAAUCGUAGGAACAGCUGCGUCUGAAGCUGGCGCUGCGCCAUCCACCAACUCCGAUUCUCUGAACAAUUCCAUUGGUGACGCCUGGUCAAAGUUCCGAACCCAAGCGGAUGUAUGGAUGUGUCUGGCGGAAUUGUAUAUUGCUGAGGGACGACAUGCGGAUUUGACUAAAGUUAUCGAACAGGCGAUCACAAUGUUCCCAAGCUCACCACAGGCUCUUUAUUUGAAGGGUCGCCUUCUCGCGUCUCGCUCCCAGAAAAUGACCGACGACUCGUUGAGCUCUCGAAUCCGUGGUGAAGCCAAAUCGGCGUAUCUCUCGGCACUCGCACUGGCGCCAGGACACUUUCCAUCGAUGGCAGCACUUGCGCAGUUGUAUGAAGAGGAGGGAAAUCAAAAAAUGGCCGAGCACAUGUUGAGAGAAAUGGUUCGUGUGGACCCACUAAACUGCGAAUGGUGGCAACAAUUGGGAUGUUCGCUGAUGAAACGUGGCGACGCCGAGAGAGCGACCGAAUGUCUGACCGCGGCCUCUCAGCUGGAUCGAUCCACACCACUGCUGCCAUUUUCGGUGGUCCCCAUGGUGUUUCCCGCUAAUUCGCGAUAG